Messenger RNA from Phragmites australis (common reed), 5169 nucleotides. RefSeq lists its product as uncharacterized. Lineage: Eukaryota; Viridiplantae; Streptophyta; Magnoliopsida; Poales; Poaceae. The coding region runs from base 101 to 4282 and encodes 1393 amino acids. The record is from RefSeq and is a predicted model, not a curated record. The transcript is spliced from 8 exons.
CUCCACUGCCUCCGCAGCCAAUCGCACCGCCCUCGCCUGCACCGCACCGCUCCGCUCAAACCCUAAACCCUCCCCUCCACCGGAAUCUCGCCGCCAGGCCAUGGCGGCGGAGCCGCCGGAGCCCGACUCCACGCGGGAUCCCCUGCCCGCCUCCUCCUCCGCCGCCGCCGGUGUAGGCGGCCCCAACCCGUGCUGCGCAAAGCUGUGGAAGAAGUUCCAGAAGUUGGAGACGAGCCGGACGGCGCUGCGGGAGGCGGUGAAGCUCCUGCAGAGCGAGAACGAGAAGCUGCAGAAGGAGAACUCGGAGCUCAGCAAAGUGUGCAAGCAGGAACGUCUCCGUGGUGAUUCAGCGGAAGCAGCUAGGGAAACUGAGUCUGAUGCCAGAGAUCUACUGGAGAAGGAGAUAAUUGAAUUGAAGGUGCAGAACUCAACUCUGCAACAAACACAAAAUAUGUGCAAAAAUGAUAAUGAAGUUUUACGCAUAUCUGAAUUGGAGGAAGAAAAUAGAAAGCUCAAACAGGUGUUAGGAGAAGAAAGGAAGAAGAUUACUUCAGAGAAGAAAAAAGCUGAAGAAAAAAAGGGCAAGACUUUAGAAAUGCAAAAGAUAUUGAAGUCGGAAACAAAUAAGUCUGAAGAGUAUAGAAGGGUUGCUGAUACAGAAAGGAAAGUAGCCAAUGAUUGGAGAGCAUCGUGUGAAAGGUUGAGGGGUGAAGUAAACGAAGUUAGAGCACAGCUGGCUGCUCAGAUUCAAAAAACAGAGGAGGCGGUUAAAAGGGUUGAAACAGAGAAGCAGAAGGUAGCCAGAGAAAAGAAACGUGCUGAUUCAGAGAAAUCAUUAGCUGAAAAGAGCAAAGCACUAAUUGAAGUUGAGAGAAAAACAGUAACGGAAGAGAAGAGCCGUGCUGACAAUUUGUUUGCAAAGUUAGAGGAGCAGAAGAAACUUAAUGAGGAUUUACGAACUAGCAUUCAAGUUGAAAUAAAGAAUACAAUAGAAGAGAAAAAACGAGCAGACCAUCUGCUCCAAAAGUUGGAAGAGGAGAGAAAGCAGAGUGAAUAUUUACAGAGGAAAUCAAAUGACAGAUCUUCCGGCAAAUAUGGGUGGCAACAUGAUAGAUCUUCCGAAAGUGCAAAUGUAAAGCUUCUCAAAGAGAAGCUUAAGCUGAAGAAAGAGCAAUUAAAGCAUGUGAAAAAUGUGUCAAAGCUAGAUAAAGCAAAAAAUGCUAUAAUAAGAAGAGAGUUUCAGUGCUUAAAACAAGACUGGAUGCAGCUACUGAGCCGAUUUAACAUUCUCGAUGACCAUCUUGCUGGUGGUGUUGAAGGUAUUCAUGUCUUAACAGAGUUGCAACAACAUCCAGAGAUACGUGGCUUUGAACAGAAGCUGCUUCCUAAUGAUCCAGUGGCUGGCCCAUAUUUUGGGUUGCAGUCUGGGAUGGUUCCAUUCGGCUCUUCUAUCCCAAGAGAAUACACUUCGUAUCAGUUACCAAGAGAAAGCUGCACAAGACCAAUAUCAGGUACUAGUUCUGAACUAGGGCCUCCUCUUGGUAGCUCUCUCAGAACAAAGUCAAAAAGUCUCCACAGAUCUUCAUGUCCCACAUCCAUAUCUGAUGAAAAGUUCAUGGGCUCACAGGGUAAGGAUAGCCUAUUUGUAUCCUCAUCAACAGAUAUCAGGAAAAAACAGAAUUCAGUUGUUCCCGAGCUGCCCCGUAAAGAUAGUAAUGACACAACGAGGCAAGAUGAUAGAGCAUUGUCUCUAGAAGCAUUGAAAUCAUCCUUUCCUGGUGGUACAGAAGCUACAGAUAAAAUACUCGGUGGUGAUAGGAAGAGAAAAAGGACCACAAAGCCUCUUGAAUCCGAUGUUUGUCUUUCCUCUAAACAUGAUUUGCUGCAUUUGGAAUCGAAGGCCCGCGCUGCCACUUCGAAUGAAGUUUUGGCAUUCAAUGAUGAUCGUUCAGGUCUGCAGCAAGGAAAUAAGAAUAACAUCAUGAUGUGUGUGACUGAAGAUGACAUGGAAAAUCACAGGAGGAAAUAUCUUGCUGUCGCUGAUAAAGCUCCUCCCUUUGGUUGCACUGCUAAAGUGCCUUCUCCUGGCGGAGGAAAUGCUUGUGUAGUAAGCAAGUUUGCUUCAUUGCUCUGCUUUGAGAAAAUGAUAGGGGGAAGCUGCUUGAAGUUGCUCAAUUUGGACAGUGAUGCAGAUGAGGAUAAGUGCAGAAAGGCAAUGGAGAGACCUCAUUCACCAAACCUGCCCAUUAUUCAACCCCGCAGAAUUAAAGUGCCUACAUAUGAAGAACCUCACAAUUUGAGUGAUGAAACCCUCAAUGAUUGUCCCGCCUCAGGACCUGAUGCUAUUGAUUCCAGGACGAGGUCCAAAAUGUUGGAAGUUAAAGAGCUUGCAAUUCAGAAAAUGACUGAAAAGGGUAUCCAGCUUGAUCCAACCUCUAGUAGAAUUGAAUGUAGUGACAGUGUUAAACAGCUUUGUGCAAAUGAUAGAUACAAUGCAAUAGUCAAUGUUUCUUGUAGCACCAAAUCGGUUGGCGUGCCAACUAAUUCCUCUUUGGACUGCCUUUUGCAUAAGGAUGAGGCCCGAACUUCUGUAGCAUCUUCUGCUGAGGAGUCAGGCAAUACCAGUACACCAGUGUUGUCAGGAAGUAAUUGCAGUGGUCAUCCAGAUUCCAUUUUGCAUUCACGGCAUUUGUGCAAGGUGGUGCCUAACAAAAACAGAUCAUCAGAUCCUGGACUGCGAGCUGUUGUUGGGACAAAUAAAACAAAAAUGACCAAGCCAAUAAAUUUGGACUCAAAUAGUGUGCUUAGGCAUAAUAGUGGAUCUGAAAAAACUCCAAUGCACAUAGUUGGAUUUUUGAGAAUGAAAAGAGGCAACAUAGUAAACAUAUUUCGAUAUUGGGAGACUUUGACUUCUAAAGCUGGGAAGCUUUAUAAGGAGGCUUCCAUUGAUGGUCUGUUACUUGAAAGAGUAUCAACUGAACUGUUGCUACCUACAGAAGAGAAGGUUUCCCUGAUCUUUUCCCUUUUGUUGUGGGAUAUCAGAUUCACAGCAAAACCUUUUGUGGCUGAAAAUUUUGCCUCAGCUUUUUCCUCGAGUGUGAAGUCUUAUAUGGAAACAAGGUGGACCUGUCUGAAAAAAGAUCAGCUGGAUGUUCUUGUCUCCUUAAUUGAGGAUUUUCUCGUGAACAAAGAAGUUGUGGUGUGCGAGAAAAUGGGACAGAAGGUUCCUGACGCAAGCAAGUAUCAUAAUCUAGAUGGAGCUGACAUACAAUUAUCUACUAAACCCGCAACGAUAGAACAGUUUAUCUCUGCUUGCAUUCUGUUGGCUUCAAUAUGUGUGGAAGUGGAGAGAGCGGAUAUUGUUUUAGAGGUUUCGUACAAAGUUCUUCAGAUGGGUAAAAGUAAUCUUUCUUGGACUCUCUUCGCUCUCCAUGUCUUUGGUUCUGUGUGUGGUGAUAAUUUUCUCUUUCCAAAGAGUUGCAACUUUCUCAUGACAGCUAUACGUUUGGUUGUCCUGCUUAUUGAGAGGAAAGACACUUCUAUGUGCCUUGUGUCAUCAUAUAUUCAGAAAAAUAGGCCAACAACGUUACCAUCCUGUGCACAUUGCCUGUUUGAUGUGGAUACGAUUUCCAUAGAUGGUUUUAUCUCUUCUCUACUGGAUGAGCUAGGUUUAUGUUCUCUGCUGUGGAGCAAUCAUGCCAACUCAACUAUGGCAAGGUGCAGUUCUCAAUUGGGAUCGAGUGGACUGGAGAUCAACUGUGGUGAAUCUUGCAAUAUUUUCAAGCAAGGAAAACUUGCUGAGGAUAGUCAUAAUCCUGCAGGGAUUGACUUGUGCUACUUCACCGAGCUAAUUUCUUUGCUCGAGCUCUUUGGGAUCUAUAUGAGCUGCGAGUGGACAUACAACAAUGUCGUUGUCCGUCUUCUGGAGAUAUUGGAAUCGUGUACGUGUGAGGAGUAUUCAGCUGCUCUGUUAGUACUUGUCAACCAACUUGGAAGGUUCUUCGCUGAUGAUGUUGGUUAUGAGCAGAGAGCAGUUAGUGAGCUGAGGAACAAGUUAUCAUUGUUAAUAGGGACAGCUUUUACAAAAUCAAAGAGUGUAGCUGUUCAGUUUUCUGCCAUUGGUGCAUUGCUUAGCCUCCUUCCGCUGCCAUUCGACAAAAUUGUUGCUGCACAAAGUAGACCAUUCUCAGGUCCCUUUGUCCUGCAAGCGAGUCAGAUUUCUGAAUGGUUUGAUCAGUUAAGCAAGGAGCAUCAAUCUUUAGCCCGUUCCUUUUUUAGCUGAGAGUCGGUAUAUAUAGCAGCAUGAGUGGCUUGGCCUUCCAUGGACCACAAAAUAUGCCUUGUGAAAUUUUGAUCUGUUCCUCGCAGUUGAAUUCAUGGUAUGAUAACAUGACGUUGGGUUACUCCCUUGCCAAGACAGCGUGUGGAGGAGGAUGUUUGUCCUCGUCUUUGAAUAUGCAGAAUUGUAAAACAUCAUGAUGUUUGUCCUCGUCUUUGAAUAUGCAGAAUUGUUCUGCACAUCAUGAUGUUUUAUCAACAUCAUGUUGUCAUAAAUUUCUACAAAAGCAGCUAAGGAAUAGUUUGGAAAUACAGAUGCAGAACCAAGAAAUGCUGGAUUUGGACCAAGAACUGUUUUUUCAGCAGAAAUCUGAGUCAAACAGGAUUACCAGAAAUAUUUGUUUCCAUUGCUGAAUGUCAAACUUGAUGAGGACGUUGGAGAUUAUUGAAUCGAGGACUUAAGAGAUGGUUUGCCUUUGUAAGAUUGCCAAAUGGAGAGGAUCUGUGUUAUGUUCUGAUCCGACAGAACUGAAGAGGCUACAAGGUCAUGAUCGGCAGAUGUUUCAGAUUCGGAAUAUGCUGUCCGACAAGAGUCUUCCAAGAAGUCUCGGUGCUGGUAGUUUGGUCCCACCAAAAUCAACAUGUGGUGGACCAAUACUGCAUUGUAUUCUGCUUUUUAGAUAGCAGAGUUAGGAUAGAUUUUUGUGCCAGUGGUUUUGCAAGGAGGUGAUCUAAAUUUUGGUGAUCUCACCUUCUUGUCCCAUCCCUUUUUUUUUCUCUCCUGUUGGAGAGCAGAGGUUGAUGUACCAAUUGUCCAAGAGGUAUUUGCCUAUCUACUAGGUCUGUAACCUGUACAUUUCAUCCAAGAAGGCAAGUGAUUUCUUGGCUGUC